Prorocentrum cordatum is the source of this 1203-nucleotide messenger RNA. The record is from the annotation of a GenBank genome assembly. NCBI's taxonomy places the organism in Eukaryota, Dinophyceae, Prorocentrales, Prorocentraceae.
GGUCGCUGAUGGAGCUCUCCGUCCCGGAGGGCGGGCCGCGGUUCGCCCUCUUCGACCUGCACCGGCCGAAGGAGUCCGAGGUGCCGGAGGUCGCCCUGGCGCCGCUGGCGCCGCCGGAGGCGCUGCUCGCGCUGGCCGAGCGCCCGUCGAGGGCCCUCGUGGAGGGCGGCCGUGGCGGCGCAUCGCGCUUCGGUCUCGUCAGGUUCGAGUCGAUGGAGAAGCUCCAGGAGACCGUCAAGACGAUCCUCCUGGAGUACACCCCUGGCUGGCACCUGCGGCUGCAGGACGACGAGGACAUCGUCAAGAUGCUCAUCAGCUACCAUCCCGAAGGAGACAGGCUGCUGGAUGACAUGGUCGCCGUGAAGGUGGACUCGUCGCCCAUCGACGAUAACACUAGGUGUUUCUGGGUCGUCAAGUACGACGGCUACGAGGAGGACAUCAGCAUCAGGGAAUGCCUCCGAGGUUUCGAGAACUAUUUGCGCCUGGAAGGCGUCGAGGGAACCGAAGCGCCAGCCGUCCGGCGCCUGGGACCUGGUCGGUGGAACAGGGGGCUCAGGGAGACCACUUUCGAGCGCAGCCGCAUCGAGGAGGAGAUGGGCCGCGAGAAUUACGAAAAGCGGGACGGCAAGUUCCAGCCCCGAUUGGACGAGUCGCUGGCGAAGUCGCGAAUCCGGCUCGACGUCGACCCCAAGAAGAAGACGAAGAGCGGCAAGCCCCGGAGGAUCGCGCCGAGGAUGCCGUGGGAUGCGCGGGGCGGCCUCCCGUGAGCGCGCGGCGCGGCGCGGGCCUGCAGUUCGUGCCUUUCGCCGCUCUUCUCUUGCAGCGUCUUCUGAUCGCGCUCUAUGCCGGUCCUCAUCUCCUGCCGGCUACAUCUCUGGCGGAGCCCUCCCGCGUCGUAUUCAGAGCCCUCGCCCUUGUGCUGGCCACGGGCGCGCGCCGCGGCCCGACAAGCCUUCGUGCUGCCGCCGUUGGCUGGGCAGCUUCUGCGCGCCACGCUGCGCUGCCCGUGUUCGGGGGCAGCGUCGGGAGAUCGUCCCACCCCAAGGCUGCCCCUCACUUCCCCUCCCCUGCUCCUGCUCACGCUCCUUCUGCUCGGAGCUCCCCCCAAGGCCCCCGCCCACUUCGCCCCUCGGUCCGAUGCCUGGGCUUCUUCCCCGCGUAGGUUGUCUCGGGAGGACGCCCAGUGGUGCUCGGCCAGGAAGG